UUUGUUGACUAUAUUUGCAGGCUCCAGGUCAAGAUGAACUGGAAAAGUUAUCACAGAAUUUAUCAGCCAAUCAAAUUGAUCACAAGCUCUGGAUCGAACAACCAGAGAACUAUCCUACUUGUCUUGCGACUAAACCAUAUCCCAAGCAACAAAUUCAGUCUUUCUUUAAAAAGCUAAAAUUAUUUAAAUAACUCUUUUUACGAGUAAGAUAUUCUUCCAAACGUUAGGCACCAUACAAUCAGCAUGAGGUCUUCCACAUCUUGGAGGGGGGGACUCCCAUGUGAAAAGGUUUGGGAUGCUCGUAGAAAAGUUUGAAUUAAACCCCUUAAGAAGACCAAUCUGAGAAUGGCUCGAGCUUUAUUUGACCCCUUAAAGAUACCACUUUAAAAUGAACAUAACAGUGUUUUUGUAUAGUUGUUUGGAGUGCAACCCUAAAGGACACCUUGACAACUAAAAAUACAGUCAGUAAUUGGUCCUGAGCACCCUAAGUGAGACUAAAUCUGAGGAUUUAUACCCCUAAGCAAGAUGACAAGCAUCUCUGACCUUUUCACAAAGGAGUCAAUCUCCCGAGAACAUGUCACUCUUGCUUGAAAAAUUAACAGACACAUCUCUGUGCCAUUACAAGACUUCAUAUCUUUUGACUAUAAAACUAGUGACCUGUGUAGGUCAAGAGAACACAAAAUAUGAGCUUAUAAUUAAGUGGUAAAAACCAAAACCAAAGUAAUCACCUGAUUACUUUUGACACUUAAUUUAAAACUGAUCUAUAUCUCAAGAAUUAUGGAUUUCAAAACUUAAGCAUUAAAAAAAAACAGAACAUGAAAUGCCAGAGUGAAAAAUGGUUUGGACAUCACUGAAGAUCAAGCUACUUAAAUAUCCCGGACAAAUUGGAUCAUGUGUACUUAUGGCAUCCGUGAUCGACUUUCGAUCGAUACCCUCAAUCAAUAUCCUUAUCUAUACUCAGUUGACUCAAUCAACACUUUAUCAACAAUUGGUCAAUAGUUGGCUGAGUGUCGACCAACUCAUAUGCAUCAAUCUAAAAUUAGUCAACUGUCGACUGAGAUGUCGACAGAGUGUCAAUUGAGUGUCAAUUGAGUGUCAACCAAGGUGUCGAUGGAGUGACUUAUCACAACAAAAAUAGGGGCACUUAAAGAAUUUUAAACUAAGUACAAGUCGCUUGCUUUGAGGUAUGAUUCAGGUCAAUCAAUUCUUAAACCUAUUUAUUUCGUGUACUUUAAUUUUGAAACCUGUUAUAUGUUCAUAUUUCUACAAUCAACUCAGUUGAACUACUAAUGACUAGAUCAAUGCCACUUUAAAAAAAUAAAUAAGUAAAUAGGAAUUUGCAGAAGCACAUUCCGUGGAGAGCCUCUUCUUCCACUGCUUCAAGAUUGAAUUGGUUUUUGUGAAGGGAAGAAAACCAGGGAACACAGAGUUGCUGAAAAACUGUUGAAGCAAGGAUGAGAACCGACAACAAACUCAACUCACAUGUGACGCUGGGUCCAGGAUUGGAACCUGGGCCACAUCAGUGGGAAGCGAACGUUCUAACCACUGUGCCAUCCCCGCUCCCCAUAAAAGGAAACAAACAUGGGACACCAACCUAAAAAUUCUGAAAAGAACUUGUGAUCACCAAACUGCAAUGGUGGAUCAAACGUUUACCCCCAAAUUCGCCAAAAUUGGUGAGAAAACAUGCUUUCCUUCUCAACUUCUAGGUGACAGGAAGAUUUAGCCUGUAUCAAGAAGAUUCCGCAAAGACACCCGCAUAAAUCUGGGAGAGAUGGCAUAGAUGUAACUGUGACCCAACUUAAUUUUAAGAUUUUUUAGAUUGUACAUAUCUUUAUUUCUCAGGACCCCUAUGGAUACCGCAGUCCUUGAUGCUGAAUGGGCUACCGCGGUAAAAUAAAGUUUCUUACUUAUUUACUAAUUUAAACAUGGUUUAGUUCCAUGAAAUAUCCAUUCCUUCCCCACAGAAGGGCUUUUUUUUAAGUUUCAUACUUUUCUUUAAAUUUUUUGGUCAUAAACUUACCCUUUUCCUUGUCAUUCUAUACCCCCCACCAACUUCCUUCUCUCGUGAACUCUCUCUACAAUCCCACUUACCCCAAGAAGAGUCACAUAACAAAGUGAUGCAGGUGGAGAUGGCCAUAACAGUGGUCAUGAGAGAGUUGGACAUUGGGGCACUGGGGUUGGGAGGGGGGGUGAGUGGGAAGCUGGCAUUUCUUUACUAAUACUUAUAAAUACUCUCAUACCAUGGGCUUCUGCUCCAACUGAUGGGUAGUAAGUGCCACUGGCCAAACCCUAGGUUUCACUGAGCUGAGAGAGCAACGAAUCUAAGACUUACCCAAAGUUCCACAAAGACUUCCCACAAAGUUCUAUGCUCUGCCCCAAGGUCCAACCACUCACCCUUUUGUACACCACUUUGACGGAAAAGAUGCCCCUUUUGUAUGCCUUUACUAGAAAAAAGGUGCCCCUUUCACAUACUGUACCAUAUUGUGAAUAAAUCACCAAAAAAGGAAGUCUUCUUGUCAUUUUCAUGUAGUGCCUAAUAAAUUAAAUGAUGGCCAUGAGGUGCAUCUGUUAAAGUAACUAAAUGACAGAUUUUCCUAUAUUUUUACACACCAGCUUGUGAAAUCCCUACCCUGUUAUGUACCUGAAGCCAGAAGAGAGAACCCCCUUUGGGUGGAGGCUCCUUGUAUAGGGAAUACCCCCCGGGACUCCAGCCCUAGGCUCGCUCAACCCCUUUUAACUUCCGGUAGCCUUCGGGUGGAAAAUAGAUAGGGAGGGAAGAGAUUUUAUUCCCUGGGGAGACCUUAGCCUGACCCAUAACUGCAGAUCAACAUUGACACUGGAACCCUUGGAGGAAUCGAAAUUCUCGGAAAGCUGAAGGCAUUGUGUUACGUGCGUACAACAAAGGAUGCUGGGGCGGCAUCAUGGCGGAAGAAGAGAAGCCCGCCAUCGUAAAACGAGUGAAGAAAGAAGAGGAUGGUGGAGAUAUCAACUUGACUGACGAAGUUUUAGUUAACUUGCCGGUCAAGGAUUUAAACAGCGUUCUGCGUGGCGUCUCAGAUGACGAGGUGUACCGAAUUAAGCAGAGGAGGAGAACGUUGAAGAACCGCGGUUACGCUCAAAACAGUCGGACGAAACGUGUACGACAAAAAGAGGAUUUAGAGGUGGAGAGGCAGCAACUUCGUGAAGACUUAGAGCAGCUUUCCAGAGAGAACGAUAAUUUGAAGAGAGAGAGAGACGAAGCGAGGAAAAAAUACGAUUCGCUACAAAAGUUAUUGACUAACAGAACAAAAACGGUGGGUUUGCAGUUGAUUGGGGUCGGCAAUCGCGAGUCAUCAUCAACGGCCGAACACGAGAUUCAAGUUGACGUGGUGGGAAUCGAAGAAGAGCAAAGUAACUUCAAAGAUUCACAGGAAUCUGAUCUUUCAGACGAUUAUCGAUCGAGGUCGAGGAAAUCUUCGUUUCGUUCAGAGGACGAAGGCGACGAAUCCCGAUGAAUGAAAUACUAUCAAGUGAGAUUCAUUGCGGCGGACUUUGUUUACAAACUAGCACAUAUCGAAUGCUGACUAUACAAUUUUCGUGUUUGAACUGUACUCGUGUUUAUGAUCGUAGUAAAAGCCCCCAGAUUUUCAAGAAUGGCCUUUAUUUCGAUAGGAAGGCAAUAUUUUGGUAAUUCAGUGGAUUUUAAGCCGUAGGUAUAUGUUUUGUUCGUUUAAGCGUAAAUAUCGAUACUCUAUUCUGUAGCAUUGUGAUGUUUUAGUGUACAAAUCGGUAAAAUUCUACAAAAUAUUUUUAAAAAUGGACUCUUAGUUAAAAAGAGGCAAACUUUCGAUUUCAUAUCUCGAUUGUGUACUCAAUCGCGGUAGGAAACUUCUCAUGUACAUAUUUCUAUCUUUUACUAAAGGUGCGUGUGUUAUAACAGUCUCCGACAUUGUAUUGACACAUGCGAUCUUCAUUGAAUCAAUGAACUGUAAUUGAAUUUCAACUUGUACGAAAGCCCAAACAAGAUAUUUCUGUUUCCCUGUAGAGCAAAUUUUACUUGUUCCUCUUGGAAUGUAUUUGUCAAGGAAUAUAACCAUUAUUUUCAAUAUUUGUCAUGCUGACUUGGCAGAUUUUAAUGUAUGACUUUGUGGGUGUGGUCUCAUGUGACAUGUAAAUUAAACUAUAACUCAUCUUUUUACGACAGACUGAAGUAAAUAUGUAUAUCAACUAUAGAUUUAGUUUGAAGGACUUAAGUAAGGGGUAACCAACCUACAGAACAAUUUGAUUAGUUACUCAAAAUGUUGCUGAAUUAUAUAUCAAGCUUUUGAUUUUCUCUCCUAAACUAAAUACUUACAACUAAGAUGUCAACAUCGUCACUGGAAAUAAAUUGAAGAAACUACACCAUUUUACAGAUUGGUGACAUCAUGUAA
Orbicella faveolata is the source of this 4409-nucleotide messenger RNA. RefSeq lists its product as uncharacterized. Gene Ontology annotation, molecular function: RNA polymerase II cis-regulatory region sequence-specific DNA binding; DNA-binding transcription factor activity, RNA polymerase II-specific. Gene Ontology annotation, cellular component: nucleus. The record is from RefSeq and is a predicted model, not a curated record. NCBI's taxonomy places the organism in Eukaryota, Metazoa, Cnidaria, Anthozoa, Scleractinia, Merulinidae. Gene Ontology annotation, biological process: regulation of transcription by RNA polymerase II.